Anopheles maculipalpis is the source of this 2347-nucleotide messenger RNA. Its product is annotated as probable ATP-dependent RNA helicase DDX10. The coding region runs from base 24 to 2345 and encodes 773 amino acids. Gene Ontology annotation, molecular function: ATP binding; RNA helicase activity; nucleic acid binding. Gene Ontology annotation, biological process: rRNA processing. Lineage: Eukaryota; Metazoa; Arthropoda; Insecta; Diptera; Culicidae. The record is from RefSeq and is a predicted model, not a curated record. Gene Ontology annotation, cellular component: nucleus. The transcript has a single exon.
AAAACACGUUUCCAGCGUCCACAAUGGGGAAAAUACGCGAAGGUAAAAAGUACGUAAAUUACGCUAGACAAAACAAAUUCAAAGCAAACAGUGUGCGCCGUAAAACGGCAGAUGUUAACAGCGCUAGUCAAGAUGAAGAGCAACAGUUUAAAUUCCAGCAACCAAAGCUGAAGCGUUCGAAGCUGUACCUUUCUGUAAGUGAAGAGGAGGAAGAAAUCAAAACAUUGCGCCAACAAUACGGCGCUGAAACCACACGUGGUAGCACCGAGACGUUUGAUAAGUUCAGCGAUUUUCCUCUUUCGAGGAAAACCCUUGCCGGAUUGAAUGAUGCAGAGUACACCAAACCCACUGUCGUUCAGCGAGAGUCGAUAUUUCCUGCAUUGUGUGGUAAAGAUAUUGUUGCCGCAGCUAAAACGGGCAGCGGGAAAACUUUAGCAUUUUUAAUUCCCAUCCUGGAACGACUGUUUGUGGAAAAAUGGACUCGUAUGGAUGGUCUCGGAGCACUUGUAAUUACUCCUACGCGAGAACUGGCGACACAAAUAUACGAAACAGCGGCACAAGUUGGAAAGCAUCACGAUUUUACUGUCGGGCUGCUGAUCGGCGGACAAAAUCUUAAACUUGAACGAAACCGGUUGCACAAUCUAAACAUCAUAAUAGGAACGCCGGGUCGUUUGCUGCAACACAUGGAUGAAAAUCCUUUAUUUGAUACAACGAAUUUAAAAAUUCUAGUUCUAGAUGAAGCUGAUCGUUGUCUGGAUAUGGGAUUCUCUGUCACGAUGAAUUCCAUAAUCGAAAACCUUCCGGAAGUGCGGCAAACGCUACUGUUUUCCGCUACUCAAACGAAUUCGGUUCGUGAAUUGGCUCGAGUUAAUCUCGUAAACCCUGCCCGUAUUGCUCCUCACGAACAUGAACAAAACGCUACACCGGCCAAGCUACAGCAAAGCUACGUGGUGGUGGAUCUUUCCGCAAAACUAACGAUGCUAUGGUCCUUUUUGUACACCCAUCCAAAGCAGAAAAUUAUCGUAUUUUUUGCAACAUGCAAACAGGUUAAAUAUUUCUAUCAUCUGUUUCGAAAAUUGCGCCCCGCCUCAUUGCUUCUUCCUUUGUACGGUGGUAUGAAUCAGGAGAAACGUAACAAAAUAUAUGCUGAAUUUUGCCAAAAGAAAACAAACGUUUGCCUGCUGGCGACAGAUGUAGCAUCACGGGGGCUCGAUUUUCCCAAGGUAAACUGGGUGGUACAAAUGGACUGCCCGGAAGACGUGGUGCAGUAUAUCCAUAGAGCCGGGCGCACGGCCAGGUUAAAUACCACUGGUGAAAAUCUGCUCGUAUUAUUGCCUCACGAGGAAGAUGCUAUGCUACAGCUGCUGACGAAUAGUAAAAUACCCAUAAAGCAGAUUAAAAUCAACGAUCGACAACUGUUUUCACCGCUGGCAAAGAUCGAAUCACUCCUCGCACAAUUUCCUGACCUAAAAGAAAGCGCCAAACGAGCAUUUGUUGCUUACAUUAAAUCGGUCGCAUUGAUGAAGAACAGAGAGGUAUUCCAACUGCAAAGCAUCAAUCUUGACGAGUUUGCACGUUCGUUGGGUUUGAGCAUUACACCGCGUGUGCGCUUCCUUUCACGUACGUCAAACGUGAAAGGAUGUGAAAAGCCAAAAUUGAUUUCCAACUUCGGAACAACAGCCACCAGCAUUGUAAAUGGAGAUAGCAGCGAUGAAGAAGAUUUCCUACAAGUAAAGCGUAUCGACAACGGUUUAGAACAACCGAAAACGGUCAAUCCAAUGCAUGUAGAGGAAAACGCUUAUGUCACAACGGAUACGCCCCUUGGACAUACGAAUGGAUCCAGGAAGCGCUUGUCUAAGCAUAAAUUGAUAAAAAAAUCGUUGCAGAUCAGUAAACGCACCGCAUUCGAUGACGAUGGCAUACCGAUUACACCGGUCGACGAUAAAAAGGAAGAUUAUUACGAUUUUACAGAGGCUCGUCUAAGGCUUGAGCAGCAAGACAUAGAAGACAAGAAGCGAUACAAAGCAAUAAAGAAAGCCAAACGAAUUACUAUUAAAGAAAAAGAACGUCAACUUAAAUCGGGUGGUGGUGAUGUCGACCGCACUGCAACUUUGGCUGACGAUUUCGGUAGUGAAAGCGACGGUAGCGUAAAUCUGGAUUGGCUUCCGGAUCCGGACAAAGUGUAUGGAACAAAAUAUACAGAAAAUAACGGUAGUGAAUGUGAACCACAUUCAAACAACAUAGAGAUGCCACAUUCAUCUAAAAGAAAACGAAAGUUGUUGCAGAAUGCACGCGAUUUAACGUUGACCGAUACAGAACAAUUGGUAAUGAAUUUGUUAAAAUGAUU